AAUACGCUCCUAUCCGAUUUAAAGCUAAAUGAUAUUCAACGUGGCUGUUUGCGCUCACAGUUGCAUAGAUUUUCUGUUCGACCUGAUACGGUCACACUGCAACAUAUUUACAUACCAACGCAUUAUUUUGUUUUAAAGCAGUUUUAGUUUAGUUUAUAAGCGCAGCAGAAUUAUUUAAGUGACUAAAUAUGACCACCUUCACACGCUGGGCCUUCUUACUGCUCACCCUAAGCAUUUGUGGUAGCUGGGCCAUACGCUGCUAUCAGUGCUCGUCGGACCAGGACCGGAAAGGCUAUGACAGCUGCGGCGCCUACAAACCCUUCAAUCGCACCGAGCACAUCUCCAUAGAAUGCAACAGCGACGAAUCCCACAUGCCAGGCUCCUUUUGCAUGAAAGUGGUGCAGCAAGGACCGCGUGGCUUCAUUUGGGAUGGGCGCUGGCGUCAGGUCAUACGUCGCUGCGCCUCCGUUGCCGAUACGGGCGUGACGGGCGUCUGUAAUUGGGGCGUCUACGAGAAUGGCGUUUACUGGGAGGAGUGCUAUUGUUCCAGCGACAGCUGCAAUGCCGCCGCAGUGCUAGGCAUGCACAAGACGCUGCAGGCUGUACUCAGCAUAAUGCUGCUGGCAGGCGCAGCGGCAAUUGUGAGAGCAUAGAACAGGCACAAAUGUGCAUUUAAUAAGUUACAUUCCAUACAAAAAGUGCCUUUCACUCCGCGACUGUAUAAGAUUAUGCAGGUAUUUUAGAAUCUCCUCAGUUUGCAAUUAGUUUGUAAGCACAAAGUCGAACCCGUAACGAUUCCGUCCAAUUUAAAAAACACACUUUUUGUUACGUUAAGCUAGAGGAAGUUAUACACCGAACCAAUCGAAACACAUUUUGUAUAUUUGCAAAGCCUAAAGAUAUAGAGUCGAUUGUAUAAUGAUUCCAUCCAAUUUAAAACACACUUUUUGUUACGUUAAGCUAGAGAAAGUUAUACACCGUACCAAUCGAAUCAAUCGAAACACAUUUUGUAUAUUUGAAAAGCCUAAAUAUAUAGAGUCAAUUGUAUAAUCCAAUCAUAUGGCCUUAGGCAUUAUCUCGCUCUCCCCCACAUUGACGCUGAGUCAGCGCCUUUAGCCCGUUGUCCGCCCAGCCAGCAUUUGGAUCUUUCGCCACAGCAGCAUAAAUAAUUGUCGAGCCAUCCUCGAACGAUUUCAUGGCCAAAUACGAGCCGGCCUCCUCCAGCCAGACGCGCAUAUCACCCAAAGCGCCAA
This is a messenger RNA of Scaptodrosophila lebanonensis, 1250 nucleotides long. RefSeq lists its product as uncharacterized. Lineage: Eukaryota; Metazoa; Arthropoda; Insecta; Diptera; Drosophilidae. The record is from RefSeq and is a predicted model, not a curated record. Bases 189 to 653 code for a protein of 154 amino acids. Gene Ontology annotation, biological process: positive regulation of voltage-gated potassium channel activity; regulation of synaptic transmission, cholinergic; sleep. The transcript has 3 exons.